CUGGAUGCUCUAGGAAAUAGGCCUAACAGCGUCAGCGCGCUCUAAUUAAUAUUCAUGAGUCAGUGCUUAGCCAUAGUAGGUUGUGAAAACAACGUCCCGUCCAGUGAGAUCUUUGAAGGAGUGCGUCUUUAGCUCCAUGAAGGGAUAUGAGAUGGCUCUCCCAUGUGGAGAAAAAUAGACAAUGCACUCCCUCUUGUACAGCCUCAGUUGCGCAAAGUGUCACUUUCGGUAAUAGCCACAAGCAAGACUUUAAAAUAUACAACAUUGCAGUUGUAUGAAAUGCGUUACUUUCAUGUUCAGUUAUAGAGGCGGUAAACCGUUGAGUUUAAAUAUAAUAAAGCAUAAUCUCCAUGGACACUUGUCGCGAAGUUGUAGUUGUAACAGGUUUUGGUCCUUUCCGACAACACGUUGUGAAUCCAAGUUGGGAGGCAGCUAAGGUUUUGAAGAUGGCAGGGCUUGGAUCGGGCAUAGAGGUCCGUAUUAAGGAGAUUCCUGUCAGUUAUGCGAAAUCCCAACAAGUCCUUGAUGAUAUCUGGCAGACGAUGACUCCAAAGGUUGUCAUCCAUUUGGGCAUAGCUCCAGGAGCCAAAGGCAUCACACUGGAGCAAACAGGGAAGAACCACUGCUACAAAGACAGGGAUGUGAGCGGUCUGUGUCCUAAUCAUCAGUGCGUCAUUGAGGGAGGACCAGAACGACUGGACUCCAUCAUAGACAUGAGGUCCCUUAGCAAGCAUUUAAAAAGUAUGGGGCUUGAUGUCAUCUACUCUAGGGACGCUGGGAGGUACCUGUGUGAUUUUGCAUACUACUAUUCGCUGUACUGUGGGCAAGGAAGGGCUGUGCUGAUCCACGUGCCAGCCUCGGGCAGCCUGGCAAGCCCAGAGAGACUGGUACCACAACUCCAGACCAUCAUCCAGGCUCUGUUACGCCAGCUGGACCGACCUGCACACACAACCUCAGGACAGGUAGAAAACAAUCCCCAGAAUUAAAACAUAAUCCCAUCAAAGAUUACAUAGUGAGAAUGCAAUAAGUGACACUCAACACAGGCCUUCAGACUCAUUCAUUUUUUUUAAUUCAAAAUUUAAGAAAAAAAGAAAAUACAUGAAAAUUCUUCAGAUAUACAUUAAGCCAAUGGCAUGUAAAAAGUCUACCAUCUCAACUGGUGGUGAGGAGAAAACUGAAAAACAGGAGGCCUUAGAUACAUAACUUACAAGAAGACGAGAGUACCAGCCAAGCCGUUUUACCAUCAGUUUCUACCAAUCAAUGCAGUGACACAGAGAUUUUUAUUUUUCCUCCUUUUUUCUUUUUUUUUUUUUUUUUUUGUGAAAGGAAAAUAAAAAGUGUUAAUAAACUCUUUUCAGUACAGUAGAUCAAGGCCCCUUUUGAAAUUUGUCGGAAUGCCAAGCAAAAACAACAGUGCCUGGGAAAUGAUGUCUGUGAAACCUCAAGCUCAUUAUUGCAAUUAAAAUGCAUACAUGCAUCUUUUCUAAACCUGAGGUUUUGCAUUAUGAAGUAAUAGACUAAAAUAAUAAUAGUUCUUAUGAUAGUUGAGGGAAAAAAAAAAUCUUUCAGUCAAUCUACCUUCAGGUUUGAAGAGAACUUGCAUUGCAACAUAAGCUAUUUCUACUGUAAACUUGUCUCUUUUUAUUUAAAAUUCUAGUCAUGUUUUCUCUCUCUCUGUGUCAUGACUACCCGUAAUCUACUGGACAUCGCUGUCCUAUUUGUGUCUGUGUAUAUGUGUGUUUCUGUAGAUCUGUAACCUACUGGUAACUAAGGAACCUUGGCAGCAUUCAAUGAAAACUGACAUUCACUUUGCAACAGGCCAAUGCUUUUGUCCAUAUUCAUUACAGAAAGAAAAAAGAAACAGAAAUAAAUAGUUGAUAUCUAUUAUUUUCCCAUUAUAAACACAUCAAAAUCUUAAUCACUACAUCUACAUGUGAUACACUCCCACCCAUAUACAUACGCAACAAUACAAGCCCAAAGGCUUUUAUAGAAUGGUUAUUUCGAUCAUCUUGUACCACACAGAAUAAUAUUCUUUUCAAACAGUGUGCCUCUCAGCAUCCCGACCAGGUCUUUUCCUAUAAGCGGCCUUGUUUCCAACCCCCGGAGUUCAAAAGAUCCAAAAUAUGAAAGUCAAAGAACAUUUUAAGUGCCAUGAAACUGAACGACCAGGGGCUAUAAGGCCGUGACUUUCUCCGAAUCCACUUUGCAUUUUAAUCAUCUGAACCAUUGUGGGUUUUUUACCGGUUAUUUAGAGAGAGAAAGCAUGUUGCUUAGAUCCACCACCUACCCAAUGCUAUAGGCAAGACUAUAUGUAGUCUCUGUAAAGCAGCAUGUUGUCAGCAGCAGUAGAAAAGAGAGGCAAAACGACAGCCCUUUCUCUCUAGAGAAUGAUGUAGAUGAGCACAGCGACAACAGUUGGCCCUUUCUAUAUAGUGCUCACUAGACACGUGGAGAGCAUCUGACCAAACAAAUCAUCUGGAAUGUUUUUCCAGGUAGGUCUAUGAGAAGAGGGAAAAAUCCACUGUUUUUCGAAAUCCAUUUCAUGCAUUCAACUGUUAGAUGCUUUGGCCAAAAGGUAAAAUAGAGAGGAUGAUUUGAUUGUAAAAGAACUAGGUGAAGAACUAGGUUUGUUUAUGAACUAGGUGAAGUUAUCAGUAUACAUUAAGGUCAGAGUGAACCGGAAGUUUGUGACAUACUUCUGAGAGAAACAGAAUAUUUAAUGAGGAAACUAGAGGGCGUCGCUUCUUUUUUCUACUUUGAAUUGAUUGGAUGUAGUAAAGUAGGUGAUUCAUUCAGAAAUAAACACUGACAGGAGGGGAGUGGAUAAGGAUGCCCGAGCCGUCAAACUGAAGAUUUGGAUUAAUUAGACAAACAAUUUUUUCUUGUGGAUUGAUUUGCACAGAUGAAUUGUUCAUCAAAAAAAUAGCAAUUUGAGCUUACAAAAUAAAUACAGUCAGUUUUGAUUUCAUGCAGACUUUAAAGUCACCGUCAAUUAUAGGCUAUCGACAAAAGCAGUAGGCCCAACAGUGUGUCUGAGCAGGGCAUGCUGGGAAACAGGAUGACCAGUGCCAUAAUCUCUGUCAAUGCUGCAGACGAGUUAAGAUCAUGUGAGAUAGCUAAUGAAAUUUAAAUGGAACAAAAAAAACAUCAUACACAUUUUUUCUUGUUGGCCUAACUGUUCUACAUCCAAUCCUAUAUACCACGAUAUCAUGUUAAUUUUCUUGCUGCAACUGUAUUGAUUUGUCAGCAUUUGCAUUCUUUACUUAACCUUCAUGAACAGUUUCAUCAAUCAGAUGGUGGAUAAAGGGAGAUAACUUAAAAAGAAUAUUAAACACAGAGGAAAACACUGAUAAGUUUUAUCUGUGGUCCAUCACGUUGAAACCAUCUAGUAAAUUAGGUAUUUUAAUAUGAUUAUUUAACAACUACUGCAGCUUGAUUGAAAGCAGUGGGAUUUUUGUGUUGCUGGGCAUGUGAUAAGGGAUGCAAGAGACACGCCAUUAGGAAUCCCAUAGGCAUCUUAGCUCACACCAUGACUUCCUCUCUUCAUUCCUGGGAGCUUGUGCUCUGUGGUGCUUAAAGAGUUUUUUUGUUUGUUUUUUUUUUUUUUUUUUUUAAAUCAGAGACAAGACAGAGGAUGAUAAUGUGUCCUCUACAGAAAAAAAGCGAGAUGUAUAUUUAUCAUUUCAUCACUUACACAUUUAAAAUAAAAGAGAAUGAGGUAGAUAGAUGCUGAAGGAAAUGAAAAAAGAAAGUCCCCCAGUCAUGACAUCAUGGAAAAUGCAUCUAGAAUUCAGACUUUAUACUAAAUCAUAAGGGCAUUUGUACAGUGAUUUCAACUGGUAUCACAAAAAAAAGAAAGAAAAAAAUAAAUACCCCUUCAAAGGGGGAAAAAAACCUUCUAAGACAGGAUAAAUAGGUCCUGGGUAUCGUUCCCAAAUGCGCAUGGAGAAAUCCUUCAAAAUGAAACUUUUUAAAGCCAACUAGCCAGGGAAGCCUACUGUUUUAUUUUGCGUUCUUUGAGAAAACCGAUCAAUUCUCUGAACUCGAACCCGUUCUUAUUUGUUUGGUUACAGAUGGCAUAUUUAAUAAGGAAGGUUAGUGCUCGUUGCAUGGAUUUAUAAAGUCGAUGUGGGUUGUGGGUGACAUUAAGCAGAGAUUAUGAGCGUAUUUUGUUUGGAGGCAUUACAGGCUGGUUGGGGUAUGCGAGACAAAUUAAGACAACCCAAUUAGCCCUGUUGGUUGCUAUUCAGUUACAUGGAUGGGUUAUAAAAAUAGUCUAGGAGGGUAAAGAAACGUCAAUGAAACCUUCUAUGACGAUGCC
This is a messenger RNA of Puntigrus tetrazona (Sumatra barb), 4321 nucleotides long. It is a transcript of the gene pgpep1l, whose product is annotated as pyroglutamyl-peptidase I like. The record is from RefSeq and is a predicted model, not a curated record. Gene Ontology annotation, biological process: proteolysis. Gene Ontology annotation, cellular component: cytosol. Lineage: Eukaryota; Metazoa; Chordata; Actinopteri; Cypriniformes; Cyprinidae. Gene Ontology annotation, molecular function: pyroglutamyl-peptidase activity. The transcript is spliced from 5 exons. Bases 351 to 986 code for a protein of 211 amino acids.